CCACACAAAACAAAACUUCCCCUACAGCAGAAACACACACACACACCCCACCGGCUUGCCGUAGCAAUGAGGAAGUGAAACUGUAUGCUGAUCUUCCUGUUCGACGUUAACGAGAUGACAGAAAGGGGUACCAGCAGUGGCCUUCUGACUUUUCUCAUUGUGACUGGUAGCGUAUUACAGUACUCAUGUAAGCCUCUUGACUACAGGAAUAAAUCACUGGAAGAAAUAUCUAAGGAGUUAUCACGUUAUUCUGGCAUCGCCCAGAAAAUCAUAGACCUGGCAGUCUAUGGGAAGGCUCAAAACCGCUCAUAUGAGCGACUUGCAGUCUUCACAGAUACAGUCGGAAACAGAGUGAGUGGGUCUUCGAACCUGGACUUGGCUAUCAAGUACAUGUACAAUGCAUUAAGCUUGGAUGGACUGGAGAAUGUACAUCUAGAACCUGUGACGAUCCCUCACUGGGUGAGGGGACAAGAGAGGGCAGUGAUGGUUCUUCCACGAAACCACACCUUGUCAAUCCUUGGGUUGGGGAGUAGUGUUGGGACUCCCAAAGGAGGUAUUGAAGCUGAAGUGUUAGUGGUGGAGUCUUUUGAUGACCUGAAAAGAAGAGCAAAUGACGCUAAGGGGAAGAUUGUGGUGUAUAAUCAGCCCUUUGUUAGCUAUGGGGAGACGGUGGCAUACCGUGCUUCAGGAGCUUCAGAGGCAGCUAAAGUGGGAGCAGUGGCUUCACUCAUUCGCUCCAUCACACCGUUUUCCAUCAACAGCCCCCAUACCGGAUGGCAGUGGUACCAGCCUGGUGUGCCUCAGAUCCCCACAGCCUGUAUCACAGUGGAAGAUGCCCAGAUGAUGGCCAGGAUGGCAAACCGAGGCAUAAAAAUUGUGGUGCACUUAACUAUGGGGGCACAGACCCUGGAAGAUGUGGUCUCCUUCAACACAGUGGCUGAGAUUACAGGCAGUGAGCACCCAGAGCAAGUUGUUUUGCUAAGUGGUCAUCUGGACAGUUGGGAUGUAGGACAGGGGGCUAUGGAUGAUGGAGGUGGAGUGGCAAUUUCUUGGGAAGCCUUGUCUCUCAUCAAAGACCUGGGGCUGCGUCCUAAGAGGACAAUGAGGGCUGUGCUGUGGUCUGCUGAGGAAGCAGGGGGAGUUGGAGCUAUGCAAUACUACCAACAGCACAAAGCAAACAUUUCAAAUUUUGACCUGGUGAUGGAGUCAGAUAUGGGCACAUUUUCCCCUGUUGGACUGCAGUUCACUGGCAGUGACAAAGCCAGAUCGAUCAUGACGGAAGUCAUGAAACUGCUGGCACCCAUCAAUGUAACAUCCCUGGAGAAACAUGGAGAAGGAACUGAUAUAAACAUGUGGAUGCAGGCUGGAGUUCCAGGUGCCAGCCUCCAUACGGCCGAUAGCAAAUACUUCUGGUUCCACCACACUGACGGAGACACGAUGACCGUACAGAACCCAGCAGAGAUGAACCUGUGUUCAGCUGUAUGGGCCGUGGUGUCGUAUGUCGUGGCAGACCUUGACGAAAUGCUUCCCAGAUAACAGUUUCUCAUUUUUAUAAUUGAGAGCUUUUCAAAAUUUUUAAAAAAAUUUGAACAAAAGGAAUGAGUUUAUUUAGGCUUUUGAUAUUUGCAUUUAAUUUUCAUAAAACAGAUUUUAUCUUCAGGUACUCCUUUGUUGAAAACCUAAUGUAUAAUAAAACCACUAUGUACCUCUAUGUCUCUCACCCAUAAACCCACAUCACGUGACCUAAUCAGCAUGUUUGACCAAUUAUUUGUCAGUAUUUCAGUGGGUUUGUUAAUUACUGUAAAUGUUUGUUAUAAUAAAAAUGACAUAAAUGCA
This is a messenger RNA of Tachysurus fulvidraco (yellow catfish), 1836 nucleotides long. Its product is annotated as carboxypeptidase Q. Gene Ontology annotation, molecular function: metallodipeptidase activity. The record is from RefSeq and is a predicted model, not a curated record. Gene Ontology annotation, biological process: peptide catabolic process; proteolysis. The transcript has 8 exons. NCBI's taxonomy places the organism in Eukaryota, Metazoa, Chordata, Actinopteri, Siluriformes, Bagridae. Bases 85 to 1536 code for a protein of 483 amino acids.